Messenger RNA from Lodderomyces theae, 1095 nucleotides. RefSeq names its product Shy1p (gene SHY1). Gene Ontology annotation, biological process: mitochondrial respiratory chain complex IV assembly. The record is from RefSeq and is a predicted model, not a curated record. The transcript has a single exon. Gene Ontology annotation, cellular component: membrane; mitochondrion. Lineage: Eukaryota; Fungi; Ascomycota; Pichiomycetes; Serinales; Debaryomycetaceae. The coding region runs from base 1 to 1095 and encodes 364 amino acids.
AUGAUUCGCUCAGUUCCAUUUGGAGGUAGAGUUCUCCAACAGCCGAGUACUCUACUACGCUUCUCACGGUCGGUAAAGACCUCCACCAUUGACUGGAAGCCGGUCAAGUCUGUCCCUGGAAACUUGCGGACAAUCACUCAUCAAAAAAAGACUCCGAUCAUCAGAAGUGUUCUAUUUGGUCUUAUGGUUGCCAUGCCUAUAGUCUCAUUUGGAUUAGGGUGUUGGCAGGUUCACAGACUCAAUUGGAAAAAUGACUUGAUUGCAAAGUGUGAAAAUAAUUUGGCUGCUCCCGUUCUAGAAGAACUACCGCCCACCCUUGAUCCCAAUGUUAUUCCUGAGUUUGAGUAUAGACGUUUUAGGUGCAAGGGUAAGUUUGACUAUGACCAGGAAAUGUUUUUAGGACCAAGGAUUAAAGAUGGCGUUUUGGGUUAUCUUGUUGUGACACCGUUCAUCAGAUCCAGUGGGGGUAAACCGAUAUUGAUAGAGCGUGGUUGGAUCCAUAAGGAUAAAGUUAUCCCUUCUACUAGAUCAACUGGGUAUUUGUCGCAUUUGGCAAUGCCUCAGGGAGAGAUUGAAAUCGAAGCUUUGUUCAGAUGCAUGCCUCAGAAAUCAAGCUUACAGUUUGAUCAUGAGCCGGGAACAAAGUUGUUCAACGUUAUCGAUGUUCCAGCAAUGGCCGAACAAAGUGGAUCUUUGCCAAUCUAUUGUCAAAUGAUUUACGAUUUGAGUGACCACUUGGACUACAAAGCUAAGGAGACACUAGAAGCGCAAGGUGCCGACCCUUCUAUCUUUGGUAGACUCUUCUUCACCCAGACCAAAAAAGAUACAAAGGAGAAAUCUGUGUACAUACAAGAUGAAUCCGACGACUCGAUGUUUUACCAAGAAUUCGAAUUUAUUAAACAAGGGGUGCCUAUUGCUGCCAAGCCGACAAUCAAAUUUUCUAAUAACCACUUGCAGUAUUUGAUUACCUGGUUUGGAGUCUCUAUAGCCAGCGCUGGUUUGUUGUUUUAUUCUAUGUGGAAAAGAAGACAGUUCCUGAGUGCAGAGAGAGUGAUUGACGCCAAAAGGAAGGAGAUGAAGAAAUUGAUGGAGUAG